AUGGAUGUCGCAAGCCUCAUCUCGCCUUCUGAGUCGGAUACAGUUCCGUCCUUCAGGUCAAGAUCGAUUCAGAAUCACUCAGCCAGCCAUUACAAGCGCCUCUCCGAACAAUAUACGGGUUCUUACUUCUCUGCUGUACCGACACAUACGACAUCUUACUCUCGUACCCCUCAGCCGCCACUGUCCCCUCCAGCCGAGGACCAGCCCAAAUGCUCGCUUCCUUCCAUCUCGAUCCUGCUCGAGAACGCAGACGGUGCCGCCGCACACGCAGCAAAACGCCAAAGAACCGGUCUAUCAACGCACAGGGAUUCGGAUCCCCGGCCUCCAUACGACUCGAUUACACCACACGCCAUGCCACCAACGCCGCCACUGCGUCCUGGUUCGGGCUUCCACAGUAAUGGCCAUUCUCCCUCGGCAUCGUCUGUCUCUGCCGCCAGCACCAGUGCUGCGAUGAAGAGUACCGAAACAUAUCCUCAGGCGCCAAUUGGGCUUCCUAGUCCGACAGAUCGAUCCUCCAUCUCGAGCCAAGGGUCCGUUCAGCAUGCCGCCGGGGCUCCAUAUGCUUCGCCUGCUCCUAGCGUGUCAUCCUUCUCUUCUCCCAUCGAGCCCUCAACACCAUCGACUGCCGCUUACUACCAAAGAAACCCUGCGCCGAACACCUUCCAAAACGCAGGCUCCUUCCCUCCAACAUCCACGACAUCUCUUCCCUCGCCGGGUCAUCAGCAGAUGAUUUCUCCCGUCACCCCCGCCUGGCAACAUCACCACUACUUCCCCCUUCCAGCUCCACACCUUAUCAGCAGAACCAUGAUCGCUACAUUUGCCGGACAUGCCACAAGGCCUUCUCGCGGCCCUCCAGUCUGCGCAUCCACUCCCACAGCCACACUGGCGAGAAGCCUUUCCGCUGCACACAUGCCGGCUGCGGCAAGGCCUUUAGCGUACGGAGCAAUAUGA
This is a messenger RNA of Aspergillus novofumigatus IBT 16806, 951 nucleotides long. RefSeq lists its product as uncharacterized. The transcript is spliced from 2 exons. The coding region runs from base 1 to 951 and encodes 316 amino acids. NCBI's taxonomy places the organism in Eukaryota, Fungi, Ascomycota, Eurotiomycetes, Eurotiales, Aspergillaceae. The record is from RefSeq and is a predicted model, not a curated record.